GAUACCAUUGUUCUGUGAUAGUGAGUAGUGGCUGGCGAGUUUAAUGAGCUCAGCCUCAGCUGGGGUUUGUGGGGCCUUGGCAAGUGGGAAAUGAAAUAGUUUCACUUUUCCCAAAGAAAGUAAAGAAGAGAAUCAUUCGUUCCAUUUCUAUUCGAUUUCCCGGUUUCAAAGGGGAUUUUAACUCUGCCAGGUCAGUAAAACAAAUUUCAGGAGGGAGUGUUGAUAUCUCACACACUAAGCUCAUAAUGGUGGCCGAUCUGAAAUCCAAGGGCGAAAUUUCCUUCGCAGGAACGUUCGCUAGUAGUGCUAUGGCUGCUUGUUUCGCUGAGAUUUGUACUAUCCCAUUGGACACUGCUAAAGUCAGGCUUCAGCUUCAAAAGAAACCUGUAGGAGAUGGAGCUUCUCUACCUAAAUACAGGGGAAUGUUGGGUACUGUCGCUACAAUUGCAAGGGAAGAAGGCAUGGCUUCACUCUGGAAAGGAAUUAUCCCUGGAUUACACCGUCAGUGCAUCUAUGGAGGUUUAAGGAUUGGAUUAUACGAACCUGUCAAGAGCUUAUAUGUUGGAAGUGACUUUGUUGGAGAUGUCCCGUUAUCUAAGAAGAUUCUUGCUGCACUAACUACUGGUGCUCUGGCAAUUGCAGUUGCCAAUCCUACUGAUCUUGUGAAAGUCCGACUUCAAUCAGAAGGAAAGUUGCCGCCUGGGGUUCCAAGACGUUAUUCUGGAGCAUUGAACGCUUACUCCACCAUUGUUAAGCAGGAAGGAGUUAAAGCUCUCUGGACUGGCAUUGGGCCUAACAUAGCUCGGAAUGCUAUUAUAAAUGCUGCUGAGCUGGCUAGUUAUGAUCAAAUUAAACAGACAAUUUUGAAGCUUCCAGGUUUCAAAGAUAAUGUUAUUACUCAUCUCCUUGCUGGUCUAGGGGCAGGAUUUUUCGCAGUCUGUAUUGGUUCUCCAAUUGAUGUGGUGAAAUCAAGAAUGAUGGGUGACGCAACCUACAAAAGCACCAUUGACUGUUUUAUCAAGACUUUGAAAAACGAUGGCCCUCUUGCAUUCUACAAAGGGUUCAUGCCAAAUUUUGGUCGGCUGGGAUCGUGGAAUGUGAUCAUGUUUUUGACUUUGGAGCAAACGAAGAAGUUCUUCACCAGAGAAGCUUGAAAAUUCGAAACAUGGACCCUUUGUAGGUUUCAUGGGUCGCAGUCUCUUAGUCAAUAUUUGAUGGGGUUUGCUUCAGAAACCCUUAAAAUUGGUCUCAUUAGGAAUAAUAGCCCUGCCCACGCUAUAAAUGUUAUUUUCUCAUUUUCCACAUUGACAAUGGGAACAUCUGAAUUUUUUGGAUACUCUUAUUUGUUUUUAGGGCUCAUUUUGGUGUUCCUUCUUUCUAUAACUUAAGAAUUUUCUUUUCAUGGUCUGGUAUAGACAAGUUAAAUAAUAGAAGCAAGAGGUUUUUCCCCCAA
Papaver somniferum (opium poppy) is the source of this 1453-nucleotide messenger RNA. RefSeq names its product mitochondrial uncoupling protein 1-like. The coding region runs from base 246 to 1154 and encodes 302 amino acids. Gene Ontology annotation, cellular component: mitochondrial membrane. Gene Ontology annotation, biological process: mitochondrial transport; mitochondrial transmembrane transport. Lineage: Eukaryota; Viridiplantae; Streptophyta; Magnoliopsida; Ranunculales; Papaveraceae. Gene Ontology annotation, molecular function: oxidative phosphorylation uncoupler activity. The record is from RefSeq and is a predicted model, not a curated record. The transcript has 10 exons.